UCCUGUCUUGCAUCCUGUCCCCUUUUUUUCUGCUCUCAGUUAUUUUCCCUCCUUCUUUCUUAAGGCCUCGUUGAGCCCUGAUAGGCUUGCUGGGGAUAAAACCUGGAGCUUGGGAGAGGAGAGGGACAUUUGGGAGCGAGAUGGCGAGAGGGAUGGUGGCCACGUACCUACACGGAGUCCUUCUCCUGGCUCUGUGGAAACCCUCACUGCAAGGAGGUGUAUAUAUACCUGCUGGUGGAGCAGCAGGAGGAGCUGGAGCCGGCAUAGGACCUGGAGCUGGAUUCGGUCCAGGUGGGACUGCAACAGGAUUUGGCCCUGGAGGAGCUGGGACUGGAUUUCAGCCUGGUGGAGGAGCUGGACCAGUAGCAGGAGGAGCUGGUGCUGGUCUAGGAGGCUUUGGACCAGGAGCUGGUGGAGGGGGCUAUGGCCAAGGACCAGGAGGAGUCGGACCAGGAGGAGUUGGACCAGGUGGAGUUGGACCAGGUGGAGUUGGGCCAGGAGGAGUUGGACCAGGUGGAGUUGGACUGGGAGGAGUCGGACCUAGAGGAGUCGGCACAGGAGGAGUUGGACCAGGUGGAGUUGGACUGGGAGGAGUCGGACCUGGAGGAGUCGGCACAGGAGGAGUAGGACCAGGAGGAGUCGGACCUGGAGGAGUCGGACCUGGAGGAGUCAGCACAGGAGGAAUUGGACCAGGAGGAGUCGGACUGGGAGGAGUCGGACCUGGAGGAGUCAGCACAGGAGGAAUUGGACCAGGAGGUUUCAGGCCCAGCACCUUCGGGGCUGGUGGAAAACCUCCAAAAACAGGAGGUGGCUACGGUGGCCGUGGAGGACUGACAGGAGGAUUUGGAGCAGGACAGGGAGGUGCAGGAGGAGCAGGACCAGGUGGUUUUGGACCAGGUGGUGUUGGUCCUGGAGGCUAUGGAACUGGGCCUGGAGGAGUUGGUCCAGGUGGUUUUGGACCAGGAAGCACUGUUCCGGUUGGCCAAGGCACAGGCCCUGGGACAGGGGGUUUCGGUGGAGGAGCGCUUGGAGCAGGAGGCCUCGGGGCAGGCAGAGGUCAGGGAGCUGGAGGACUUGGAGCUGGAACAGGCUACAUACCUGGAGGUGGCUAUGGAGGCUACGGAGGUUAUGGACCAGGUGGUGCUGGUCAAUACACAGGAACUGGUGGAACUGUUCCAAAACCCCCUAAAACAGGUGGGGCUGGAACAUCACUUGGAGGAACUGGUUAUGGGCCUGGUGGUGCCGGAUUUGGGCCUGGUAGUGCAGGGGUUGGGCCUGGUGGAACAGGAUUUGGGCCUGGGGGUGCAGGAGUUGGGACUGGUGGUGCAGGGGUUGGGCCUGGGGGUGUAGGAGUUGGACCUGGUGGUGCUGGAUUUGGGCCCGGUGGUGCCGGCUUUGGGCCUGGUGGCACCGGAUUUGGGCCUGGUGGUGCAGGGGUUGGGCCUGGUGGAACAGGAUUUGGGCCUGGGGUUGCAGGAGUUGGGCCUGGUGGUGCAGGGGUUGGGCCUGGUGGAACAGGAUUUGGGCCUGGUGGUGCAGGGGUUGGGCCUGGUGGUGGAGGGGUUGGGCCUGGUGGAACAGGAUUUGGGCCUGGGGGUGUAGGAGUUGGACCUGGUGGUGCUGGAUUUGGGCCCGGGGGUGCCGGCUUUGGGCCUGGUGGCACCGGAUUUGGGCCUGGUGGUGCAGGUGUUGGGCCUGGUGGUGCAGGAGUUAGACCUGGAGGAGCAGGAGGAGUUGGUCCUGGUGGAGCUGCCGUGCCAGGAGGAGUUCCAAUGCUGCCACAGACUGGAACUACUGGGGUAGGACCUGGAGGAAAGACCAGUGGUAAAGCAUCAAAGCAAGUUCCAGGAGUUGGGGUGCCUGGACUCUAUCAAGGUGGAUUUGUACCAGGCCAAGGUUUUGGUGGCCGUGGUGUUCUCCCUGGAGUGGCCACAGGAUCUGGAGUUGGGCCUCAGACUGGAGCCGGAGUGCUCGGCCAGGGGGGUGCUGGACCAGGAGGAGCUGGCAAUGGUCGUGGACAGCAGUUGCCUGGUGUUUUCCGUGGCUACCCGCUCAUAUCACCAAAAUCAGGGGCAGGGAAAUCUAAGAAGAAUCCAGCCAAAGCUGCAGCUAAAUAUGGAGGAGCUGGAGCUGGAGGAGGUGCACUUGGUCAAGGAAGUGCUUUGGGAGUUGGGGCUGGAAGACUCCCUGGAGGGGGACCGGGAGUCACACCUGGAUUUGGAGGUGGAGCUGGAGUAGGAGGUGGACCUGGAUUUGCAGGGGGUCUUGGAACAGGAGGUGGAACCGGACUUGCAGGAGGACUUGGAACAGGAGGUGGACCUGGAUUUGGAGGUGGAGUUUCAACAGGAGGCGGGCCUGGAUUUGGGGGUGGAGUUUCAACAGGAGGCGGGCCUGGAUUUGGAGGUGGAGUUGGAACAGGAGGCGGGCCUGGAUUUGGAGGUGGAGUUGGAACUGGCAGUGGACCUGGAGCUGUGCCUGGAUUUGGAGGUGGAUUUGGAGCAGGAGCUGGACCUGGAUUAGGUUAUGGUCCUGGCUCAGCCAAAGCACGCAAAUAUGGUCAGCUCGGUGGUGCAGGAAGGGGAAUACCGGGUGGAGGAGCUGGAGUUGUUCCCGGCACAGGAGGGGGGCCUACCUCUGGGACUGCAACAGGUGGUGGCUAUGGUCUUGGUCCAGGCAGUGUGGGCACCGGUGCAACUGGAGGCCUUGGAGGCAGAGGACCAGGAGGUGGAGUUGGCUUUGGCACGGGAGUGGGACCAGGCUCUGGUGUUGGUUUUGGUCCAAGUGGUGCUGGCACUGGUUCAGCUGGUAUUGGAAAUGGUCCUGGUGGUGCUGGUACUGGGCCUGGAGGAGCUGGUUAUGGUCCGGGUAGAACUGGGUACGGGCCAGGUGGAACUGGUACUGGAUUAGGAGGAGCAGGAACAGGACCUGGAGGAUAUGAUGCCAGUGCCAAAGCUCGUAAAUAUGGCAUGUUAAGUGGAGCACUUGGAGGUACAGGAACAAGUCCUGGAGUCACACCUGGUGGUGCUGGUACUGGCUUUGGACCAGGUGGAGUUGGACCUGGUGGCGCUGGUACAGGCUACGGACCCGGUGGAGUCGGCCCUGGUGGCGCUGGUACAGGCUACGGACCAGGUGGAGUCGGCCCUGGUGGCGCUGGUACUGGCUACGGACCCGGUGGAGUCAGCCCUGGUGGCGCUGGUACGGGUUACGGACCAGGUGGAGUCGGCCCUGGUGGCGCUGGUACAGGCUACGGACCCGGUGGAGUCGGCCCUGGGGGAGCUGGUACGGGUUAUGGACCAGGUGGAGUCGGCCCUGGUGGUGCUGGUACGGGUUAUGGGCCCGGUGGAGUCGGCCCUGGUGGUGCUGGUACAGGUUAUGGACCAGGUGGAGUCGGCCCUGGUGGUGUUGGUGCUGGCUAUGGACCUGGAGGUUAUGCUGGUGCCAAAGCCCGCAAAUACGGUCUGCCUGGAGGUGCCCUGGGUGCAGGAGGACUUGGUGGUGGAGCUGGGCCUAGUUCUGGGCUUGGAGUGGGAGGAGGAGUCCCAGGACGAGGUGUUGGAAUAACAACCGGAGGUGGACCUGGAGCUGGACUAGGGACAGGUGGGAUACCUGGUUCUGGUAUUGGAACAGGCGGAGGACCAGGUGGCUUUGGACCAGGUAGUGCUGGAGUGCUUCCUGGUGGCAGUGGGACUGGAAGAACAGGAUAUGGGCCUGGUGGUUAUGGGCCUGGUGGAUAUGGACCUGGAGUUGGUUACGGACCAGGUGGAGGCUAUGGUACAGGACCGGGUGCAGGAUAUGGAACAGGCUAUGGAGCUGGAUCAAAACCUGCUAAAUACGGUCAAGGUGGAACAGGUGCUGGUGGGGUACUUGGAGGUGGAGCAGGACAAGGCUAUGGUACAGCCGGAUCUAAAGCUGCGAAGUAUGGAAAACCUGGUGGAGUGAUACCUGGGGUCGGAGCAGGGGCUGGCACUGCAGGAGCUGGCACAGGGACUGACAGCGCAGGGGCAGGUACCGGAACUGGCACUGCAGGACCUGGUACAGGGACUGGCACUGGUGCUUCAGGGAAUGGCACCAGCACUGGCAGAGGUGCAGGGAAACCAGCUGGACCCACUGGAGGGGGACUUGGAGCCACAGGAGGAACACCAGCUCCAGCAUCAGAAGGUGAUGGCAGUGUGAUAGAGGGGUCUGGAAGUUCUGGAGGAGAAGGAGGGACUGGCGUAGCUGGCAGACCAGUGGGUGCAGGAGGUGAUGGAGAUGGCCUGGGCGGAACAGGAAUCCCCAUCAUUGGAGCAAAACCAGGACUCAAUGGGACAGAAGUUCCAGGUUCCACAGGAGCUGCCCCUGUUGGUGGCGGAGGUGUACAACCAAGUGGUUCUGGUGGUGAUGUCUCCAGUGGGACACUGCCUGGAGCCAAGCCUCUCAAACCCCCAGGUGUCCCCAGAGGUGACACGCCAGGUGAAGGAGAUGGAGAGGGAGGUCCUGAUGGAGAGAGAGGUGGUACAGGAGGUACAGCUGGAGGACUGGGAGGUGUAGCAGGAGUUCCUACCAGUGCAGGAGCAGCAGGAGGUGUUUCAGGUGGCAUAGCAGGAGUGGGAAGAGGAGACAGUCCUGCUUCUGGAACUGGAGUUGGACCAGGAGGUGCUGCUGGUGCAGUAGGAGGAACAGCAAAACCGCCUAAAGUAUACGGACCUGACGGGACAGUAGCAGGAGGCAUAAAUGGUGGACCUGGUGGAGUAGGUGGGGUGGCAGGAGGAGGCACUGGGGCAGUUGGAGGAGGUCCAGGAGACGUUGGAGGUGGUCCUGGAUUAGUUGGAGGAGGUUCAGGAGGAGCUGGAGGAGGUCCUGGAGGAGCAGGUCUGGUACCUGGGGCUGGUGGGCCUGGUGGAGUAGGAACAGGAGCCCUUAAACCUGGAAAAAGCUAUGGUGCUGGUGGAGCUGGAGUUUUACCAGGUGGAGGCAUACGUUACCCGACUGGGGCUGGAGUAGGACAGGGAGGAGGAAAACCAGGCAAAGUAUAUGGGACUCUUGGAGCAGGAGGCCAGGGUGGCGUUGGAGCUGGCGGUUACGGAGCUGGUCCUGGUGGCUAUGGAGCUGGUCCUGGUGGUUAUGGCACUGGUCCUGGUGGUUAUGGCACUGGUCCUGGUGGUUAUGGUACUGGUCCAGGAGGUUAUGGUACUGGUCCAGGAGGUUAUGGUGCAGGACCUGGAGGUUACGGGGCCGGCCCAGGUGGAUAUGGUGCUGGGCCUGGUGGAUAUGGAGCUGGACCUGGAGGCUAUGGAGGAAAGACUGGAAGCAGAGGCAUUGGUGGUGGUCCUGGUGGUGCUGGGACCCUAGGAGUUGGAGGGGUUGGAACUGGAGCUUUAGGCGGAGGAGUUGGAGGCGCAGUAGGAGCAGGCCCUGGUGGAGUCAGUGGCGGACUCGGGGGUGGUGGUGGUGUAGGUCCUGGUGGUUCAAGAUACGGCACAGGUCUAGGUCUGGGUACUGGAAGUGGCAAACCACCAAAAAGUUAUGGAAUAGGAGCUGGUGGUACUGGGGUCGGACCUGGUGGAGUUGGUUCUGGUCCAGGAGGUUUUGGACCUGGUGGCUUUGGGCCUGGUGGUCCUGGUGCUGGUAGUUACGGACCUGCUGGCACUGGACCAGGUGGAUAUGGGCCCAGCACUGCCGGGACAGGACUGGGUGGUGUUGGAACCAGGCCAGGUGGUUUUGGACCAGGUGGUGUGGGCACAGGACCAGGCAGCUAUGGACCUGGUGGAGCAGGGACCAGUCCUGGUGUUUAUGCUGCUGGAGGUCAAGGGCUGGGGACGAGAAAGCCACCUAAAUCAGGUACAGGGCUUGGACCUGGAGGAACAGGUGCUGGACCUGGCAGAUAUGGGCCUGGUGGUUUUGGGCCAGGUGGUGCUGGCGCAGGAGCAGGAGGCGUCGGACCAGGUGGUGCUGGUGCAGGAACAGGUGGCUUCGGACCAGGUGGUGCUGGCGCAGGAACAGGUGGCUUUGGACCAGGUGGUGCUGGUGCAGGAACAGGAGGUGUUGGACCAGGUGGUGCUGGCAUAGGAACCGGAGGCCUGGGACCAGGUGGUGCUGGCACAGGAACCGGAGGCCUCGGACCAGGUGGUGCUGGCACAGGAACAGGAGGCUUUGGACCAGGAGGCCAAGGAUUAGGAAAAAGAAAACCGUCUAAAUCUGGUUAUGGAUCAGCUGGGUUUGGCUCCGGAGCAUUAGGAGGUGGCACAGGAGGUGGUUCUGGUCGAGUUGGAGCGGGACCUGGUGGUUAUGGGCCAGGAGUUGGUCCUGGUGGAGUUGGAGCUGGACCUGGUGGUUAUGGCCCAGGAGGAUAUGGUCCAACUGGAACUGGAAUAGGACCUUUAGGUUAUGGCCCAGGAGGUGCCGGAACUGGCGGUUAUGGCCCAGGAGCUGCUGGAACUGGUGGUUAUGGCCCAGGAGGUGCUGGAUCUGGGCCAGGGGGUUUUGGACCUGGUGGUGUGGGUGGAUACGGACCUGGUGGCCAAGCCCUUGCAGAAAGGAAACCUCCUAAAUCAGGUUAUGGCUCAUUUCUGGGUGGAACUGGCUACAGACCAGGUGGUGGAGGAGGAGUGCUUCCUGGUGCAGGAACAGGAGGCAUCGUUGGGGGCCCAGGUAGUGUAGCAGGAGGAACAGCAGGGCUGGGAGGUGCUGCAGGAACGGGCCAGGGAGUAGGAGGUGGAGCAGGCGGUUUACCAGCAGGGGGUGUUGGCCGUGGCUAUGGUGGAGUGGCUGGUGGAGUGGCUGGUGGAGGCUAUCCAGGAUACGCUGGGGCUGGACAAAAAUCCAAAGCACAGAAGGCAGCCAAAUAUGCAGCCAUGCAGGCCUUACUGGGAGCUGGGGGCUACAGAGGUGCUGGCUGUCAGGGUAAAUACUGUGGCCGAAGGAGGAAGUGAGAGACCAACAGACAGGAAGUGACCUCAUUAAAACAACAGUGGUGCUAUUGCAUGAUCCCAGAUUGUAAUUUGUCUUACCUGCCAUAGAAGCUAAGGCUUCAACACAUUCCACAUGUUACACUUUCAUUUUCUUAGGUUUUAUACAAGGAUUUCUUUCAAAAAGAGCAGUGGUUCUCAACCUGUUAGGGAUGAUUCCUUAAAGCCAGAUGAUGCCUCUGUUGCAGGCUGCUAUGCAGAGUGGUGAAAUGUAUCAUUGUCAUGUUGUUUUAUAGAUAAUUCAGCAAUUUGGCUUUGGUGAAAGAAUUGAAAAUAUUCACCAUUUCACAAGAAAAGCACAAGUUAGAGGGAGUCUGUAUGGGGAUACAUUUGUGAUAAUAGUAUCUUUUUCCCCAUUAAACACCUUGUGACACUCUGGGAGUCCUGACUACCAGGCUGAGAACCAUUGAGAUAAAGAAUCAAGAUUUGUUCUUAAAUUGUGAGGCCAAGCUGUACUAUAAGACUCUUUAUGUUUAUUGUUGUUACAUCAUUCGUGUUCUUGUUCAAGUAUCACAUGUAUCUGUGUGAAGACUGAUGCCAAGGACACCCUCAGGGCAGCUCUUUCAGACCUGUCUGCAUGCUGACACAAAUUUUUAAAAAAAUACUCCAAGGCCACAUCCAGUUUGACUGGAUUCUCCUUAGGUCUGCGGCGUGUAAUGUUAUAUUAAUUCACUGUUUUUAGCUUUAAUAUCAGUGCAAACACUUGGACAAGGACACAAACGGCUGCUAUUUUGGGGAACAAAAAGGACUCCAAGUGCAUUUUUUAUGGUGCGGCGUUUUGACUGGUCAUUAUCUGAUUCUUGAAAAGCAGUCUGUUUUCAUUUUAAGGCCCUCAGCAGUAUCAACAUGUUGAGGCUGAUGGUCCUCAGCUGUUAACACUCGUGAGAUUCUACCAUACUAUUUACAACAUUAAAGGCACUGUUUUAUAGCUACAUAACACUAAUUGGUAUUAGUGUAAACUUUUGGUUAACACGCAUAUGUUUUUCCUUAUUAGGACGUAUUUGUUAUGAUAUUAUGGUGUGGCUUAUAGAUUUGGCUUUUACGUUUGCUGUUGAGGACAGCAUUCAAACUAAAAUGUGAGGUAAUAUGAUUAGAAUACAUGAUCGUGCAUUUAAAUUACAUCUGAGGAGCAUUGAUUACUGUGUUUUUCUUUUUUUGAUGUACCUCCUUUAACACUGUUAAACUGUUCACGUUUGCUAGUUUUUUUAAAUUAUGCUGACAAAAAGCAGGAAAAGCUAUGCGCUUUAUCUAUUUAUCCUCAGUCUCAUUUUACGAAUUCAAGUGCAUUAAUACAGUAUUAAUAUUUGAGUUAUUUGUGUGUGUGUGGGUUUUAACAGUUUUUAAUCUUGUGUACUACUAUGAUUAAGAUAAUUGCUUAGUUUUCUACAUCAUCAUUGAAUGUGUGCUGACAUGUCAUUUGGAUAAAAAGUGUAAUUGAAUGCCAUCUUGCAUCAGAGCUUACACCUGCGUCUCUAUCGUGUAGUUCAAUGUGUGUUUUUAACAUCUGUGUUCUUUGUGUUGCCUAUGAUGAGAAAAUGAUGCACUUUUGUACACUUUCAGUCAAUGAUCUCUAAAAUAAA
Messenger RNA from Chelmon rostratus (copperband butterflyfish), 8527 nucleotides. RefSeq names its product elastin b (gene elnb). NCBI's taxonomy places the organism in Eukaryota, Metazoa, Chordata, Actinopteri, Chaetodontiformes, Chaetodontidae. The record is from RefSeq and is a predicted model, not a curated record. The transcript has 49 exons. Bases 141 to 6911 code for a protein of 2256 amino acids.